CAGCAUCCCAAUAAUUUCUGACAUUCUGACAUCGAGUCACAAUCGCGAUUACGGACGGUGCCGGUGCUUGCCAUUCUGCAAGAAAUAAACAAAACAAGGACCCGCCGUUUUUGUGCCCCUCCGACUGCGGAAACAUGGCAACGACAGCAGAGGCUGGUGCUGCAUCAGCCCAGCCAAAUGGAGCCCCAUCCUGCAAAGUCGUCCUCGCCGGCUCGAUAGCCAAAAAGCUACUGGAAGAAGUCAAAGACGGCCUGAAGAAUCUCGACAAACCUCCGGCGCUGUACGGAUAUCUCGCCAACCAAGAUGCAGCAGCGCGAAUGUACGCCGACUGGACGGCAAAGACGUGCAAAGAGAACGGCUUCGACUUCCACCUCCGCGAAGUCGCGCGCGAAGACCUCGAAGACGAACUGCGCGACGCAAACCAUAACGCCGCCGUAGACGGCAUGAUCGUGUACUACCCCGUCUUCGACUCCACGCGGGACCGCACGCUCCAAUGGACCGUCAGCAUGUACAAAGACGUCGAGGGCCUGUCGCCCCAGCUCAUCUCCAACAUGUACCAGAACAUCCGCUUCCUCGACCCGCCCGCCAACACGCACAAGUCCAUCCUGCCCUGCACGCCGCUCGCGAUUAUCAAGAUUCUCGAGCAUUUGCAGAUUUACAAUACGUUUCUGGAUUAUGGGAGCCGGCUGUUUGGGCGCCGGGUUACGGUUGUGAAUCGGAGUGAGGUUGUGGGACGGCCUUUGGCGGCGCUGCUGGCGAAUGAUGGGGCGGAGGUGUACAGUGUUGAUGUCACUGGGGUGCAGCAGUUCAGUCGCGGCACCGGGUUACGGAAGCAGAAGCAUGAGGUGAAGGAGAUGGAGGGGUGGGGCCUGGAGCAGUGCUUGGCUGUGAGCGAGGUGAUCAUCAGUGGUGUGCCGGGAGAGGCAUUCAAGGUGCCGACGGGUAUGAUUCGCGAGGGCGCGGUCUGUAUCAACUUCUCGAGCGAGAAGAACUUCACUCCGGAUGUGAAAGAGAAGGCAUCCAUUUACGUGCCAGCUAUCGGCAAGGUGACGAUUGUCAUUCUGCUGCGCAACUUGCUGCGCAUCGUUCAAAACCGGCCACAGAUGCAAUCGUGAAGCGGCAUGUGAAUGAACACGUGAAUGUGGCGCUCUGUCUCUGGGCUGCGCCUUGUUUCACAUCACCUU
Molecule: messenger RNA, 1184 nt
Organism: Neohortaea acidophila
Lineage: Eukaryota; Fungi; Ascomycota; Dothideomycetes; Mycosphaerellales; Teratosphaeriaceae
Exons: 3
Coding region: 135-1115 (326 amino acids)
Biological process (GO): purine nucleobase biosynthetic process
Cellular component (GO): cytosol
Molecular function (GO): methylenetetrahydrofolate dehydrogenase (NAD+) activity; methylenetetrahydrofolate dehydrogenase (NADP+) activity
Source: RefSeq, a predicted model, not a curated record